Molecule: messenger RNA, 672 nt
Organism: Prunus armeniaca (apricot)
Lineage: Eukaryota; Viridiplantae; Streptophyta; Magnoliopsida; Rosales; Rosaceae
Source: the annotation of a GenBank genome assembly
AUGUCUGCAGACUCUGUGAAGUUGCUUGGGAAUUGGGCAAGUCCUUCUGCUCUCAGAGUCAAGUGGACUCUAAAACUGAAAGAAAUUGAGUACCAGUACGUUGAAGAAGACCUCUCAAACAAAAGUCCCCUGCUCUUGCAGUACAACCCUGUGCACAAAAAAAUACCAGUUCUUGUGCAUGAUGGCAAGCCGGUGGUGGAGUCGCUGAUUAUACUGGAAUACAUUGAAGAAACAUGGAAGCCUAAUCCAAUCCUGCCAGAAGAUCCCUAUGAACGAGCUCAGGCGCGCUUCUGGGCAAAAUUUGUUGACGAAAAGUGUGCGCCAUCAAUUAUGAGUGCAUUCACCAAGAAAGGGGAGGAGAAAGAGAAGGUUGCAAAAGAAGCAAGAGAGAAUCUUAAGAUCCUGGAAAGUGGACUUGGGGGAAAGCAGUUUUUCGGAGGUGAAAGCAUAGGCUUUGUGGACAUAACUGCUGGGUGGAUUGGAUUGUGGGCUAGAAUAGUCGAGGAGAUUGCAGAGGUAAACCUGAUUGAUACCGAGACCAUGCCACUGCUCAACGCUUGGUUUGGAAGAGUUCUUGAGUUUCCCAUUCUUAAAGAAUGCCUGCCACCUCAAGAUAUAUUGCUGGAGCACAGCCGAGGCUUUCACAAGAUUUUGACUGCAGCAUCAAGUUGA